AUGGACGUGGACAUGGACGUGGACGUGGACAUGGACGCGGACGUGGACGUGGACAUGGACGUGGAUGUGGACGUAGACGCGGACGUGGACGUGGACAUGGACGUGGACGUGGACGUAGACGUGGACAUGGACGUAGACGUGGACAUGGACGUGGACAUGGACGUGGACGUGGACGUGGACCUGGACGUGGACAUGGACGUGGACGUGGAUGUAGACGUGGAUGUGGAUGUGGACAUGGACGUGGACAUGGACGUGGACGUGGACAUGGACGUGGACGUGGACGUGGACGUGGACAUGGACGUGGACGACUUGGACGUGGACAUGGACGUGGACGUGGACGUGGACGUGGACGUGGACAUGGCCGUGGACGUGGACGUGGACGUGGACGUGGUCGUGGACGUGGACGUGGACCUGGACGUGGACGUUGACGUGGACGUGGACAUGGUCGUGGACGUGGACGUGGACGUGGACGUGGACGUGGUCGUGGACGUGGACGUGGACGUGGACAUGGACGUGGACGUGGACGUGGACAUGGACGUUGACGUGGACGUGGACGUGGUCGUGGACGUGGACGUGGACGUGGACGUGGACGUGGACGUGGACAUGGUCGUGGACGUGGACGUGGACGUGGACGUGGACAUGGUCGUGGACGUGGACGUGGACGUGGACGUGGACGUGGACGUGGACAUGGACGUGGACAUGGACGUGGACGUGGACGUGGACAUGGACGUGGACAUGGACGUGGACGUGGACGUGGACAUGGACAUGGAUGUGGACGUGGACGUGGACAUGGAUGCGGACGUGGACGUAUACAUGGACGUGGACGUGGACGUAGACGUGGACGUGGACGUGGACGUGGACAUGGACGUGGACAUGGACGUGGAUGUGGACAUGGACGUCGAUGUGGACGUGGACGUGGAUGUGGACGUGGACAUGGACGUGGACGUGGACGUGGACGUGGACGUAGACAUGGCCGUGGACGUGGACGUGGACGUGGACGUGGUCGUGGACGUGGACGUGGACCUGGACGUGGACAUGGACGUGGACGUGGACGUGGAGGACUUGGACGUGGACAUGGACGUGGACGUGGACGUGGACGUGGACGUGGAUGUGGACGUGGACAUGGACGUGGACAUGGACGUGGACGUGGACGUGGACGUGGACAUGGUCGUGGACGUGGACGUGGACGUGGACGUGGUCGUGGACGUGGACGUGGACGUGGACGUGGACGUGGACGUGGAUGUGGAGGACUUGGACGUGGACAUGGACGUUGACGUGGACGUGGACGUGGAUGUGGUCGUGGACGGGGACGUGGACGUGGACGUGGACAUGGUCGUGGACGUGGACGUGGACGUGGACGUGGACGUGGACAUGGUCGUGGAUGUGGACGUGGACGUGGACGUGGACGUGGACGUCGACGUGGACAUGGACAUGGACGUGGACAUGGACGUGGACGUGGACAUGGACGUGGACAUGGACGUGGACGUGGACGUGGACAUGGACGUGGACGUGGACGUGGACGUGGACGUGGACGUGGACAUGGACGUGGACGUGGACGUGGACGUGGACAUGGACGUGGACGUGGACGUGGACGUUGACGUGGACGUGGACGUGGACAUGGACGUGGACAUGGUCGUGGACAUGGACGUGGAUGUGGACGUGGACGUGGACGUGGUCGUGGACGUGGACGUGGACGUGGACGUGGACAUGGACGUGGACGUGGAGGACUUGGACGUGGACAUGGACGUGGAUGUGGACGUGGACGUGGAUGUGGACGUGGACAUGGAAGUGGACGUGGACGUGGACGUGGACGUGGACGUAGACGUGGACGUGGACGUGGACGUGGACAUGGACGUGGACGUGGACGUGGACGUGGACGUGGACAUGGCCGUGGACGUGGACGUGGACGUGGACGUGGUCGUGGACGUGGACGUGGACCUGGACGUGGACGUGGACAUGGACGUGGAUGUGGACAUGGACGUGGAUGUGGACAUGGACGUGGACGUGGACAUGGACGUGGACGUGGACAUGGACGUGGACCUGGACGUGGACGUGGACGUGGACGUGGACGUGGACGUGGACAUGGACGUGGACGUGGACGUGGACAUGGACGUGGACGUGGACGUGGACGUGGACAUGGACGUGGACAUGGACGUGGACAUGGACGUGGACAUGGACGUGGACGUGGACAUGGACGUGGACGUAGACGUGGACGUGGACGUGGACGUGGACAUGGACGUGGACGUGGACGUGGACGUGGACGUGGACGUGGACGUGGAUGUGGACAUGGACCUGGACGUGGACGUGGAGGACUUGGACGUGGACAUGAACGUGGACUUGGACGUGGACGUGGACGUGGAGGUGGACGUGGACGUGGACGUGGACGUGGAGUUGGACGUGGACGUGGACGUGGACAUGGACAUGGACAUGGACGUGGACGUGGACAUGGACGUGGACAUGGACGUGGAAGUGGACGUGGACAUGGACAUGGACGUGGACGUGGAAGUGGACAUGGACGUGGAUGUGGACGUGGACAUGGACGUGGACGUGGACGUGGACGUGGACCUGGACGUGGACAUGGAUGUGGACGUGGACGUGGACAUGGACGUGGACGUGGACAUGGGCGUGGACAUGGACGUGGACGUGGACAUGGACGUGGACGUGGACGUGGACAUGGACGUGGACGUGGACGUGGACAUGGACGUGGACAUGGACGUGGACAUGGACGUGGACGUGGACAUGGACGUGGACGUGGAUGUGGACGUGGACGUGGACGUGGACGUCGACGUAGACGUGGACAUGGACGUGGACGUGGACGUGGACUUGGACGUGGACAUGGAUGUGGACGUGGACGUGGAGGACUUGGACGUGGACGUGGACGUGGACUUGGACGUGGACGUGGACGUGGACUUGGACGUGGACGUGGACGUGGACAUGGACGUGGACGUGGACGUGGACGUGGACGUGGACAUGGACGUAGACGUGAACAUGGACAUGGACAUGGACGUGGACGUGGACGUGGACGUGGACAUGGACGUGGACGUGGAAGUGGACGUGGACGUGGACAUGGACGUGGACGUGGACGUGGAGAUGGACGUGGACGUGGACAUGGACGUGGACGUGGACGUGGACGUGGACAUGGACGUGGACGUGGACGUGGACAUGGCCGUGGACGUAGACGUAAAUGGACACAUGGACGUGGACGUGGACAUGGACGUGGACGUGGACGUGGACAUGGACGUGGACGUGGACGUGGACCUGGUCGUGGACGUGGACGUGGACGUGGACGUGGACGUGGACGUGGAUGUGGACGUGGACGUGGACAUGGUCGAGGACGUGGACGUGGACGAGGACACGGACGUGGACGUGGACAUGGAAGUGGACGUGGACACGGACGUAGACAUGGACGUGGACGUGGACCUGGACGUGGACGUGGACAUGGACGUGGACGUGGACGUGGACGUGGACUUGGACGUGGACAUGGACGAGGACGUAGACGUGGACGUGGACGUGGACGUGGACCUGGUCGUGGACGUGGACAUGGACAUGGACGUGGACGUGGACGUGGAGGACUUGGACGUGGACGUGGACGUGGACUUGGACGUGGACGUGGACGUGGACUUGGACGUGGACGUGGACGUGGACAUGGACGUGGACGUGGAUGUGGACGUGGACAUGGACGUGGACAUGGACGUGGACGUGGACAUGGACGUGGACAUGGACGUGGACGUGGACAUGGACGUGGACGUGGAAGUGGGCUCGGACGUGGACAUGGACGUGGACAUGGACGUGGACAUGGACGUGGACGUGGACAUGGACGUGGACGUGGACGUGGACGUGGACAUGGACAUGGACGUGGAUGUGAAUGGACACGUGGACGUGGACGUGGACAUGGUCGUGGACGUGGACGUGGACGUGGACACGGACGUGGACGUGGACAUGGAAGUGGACGUGGACAUGGACGUGGACAUGGACGUGGACGUGGACGUGGACGUGGACGUGGACGUGGACAUGGACGUGGACGUGGACGUGGACGUGGACUUGGACGUGGACAUGGACGUGGGCGUGGACGUGGACGUGGACGUGGACCUAGUCGUGGACGUGGACGUGGACCUGGACAUGGACGUGGACAUGGACGUGGAGGACUUGGACGUGGACAUGGACGUGGACGUGGACGUGGACGUGGACGUGGACGUGGACAUGGACGUGGACGUGGACGUGGACAUGGACGUGGACAUGGACGUGGACGUGGACGUGGACAUGGACGUGGACGUGGACGUGGACGUGGACGUGGACGUGGACAUGGUCGUGGACGUGGACGUGGACUUGGAUGUGGACGUGGACGUGGUCGUGGACGUGGACGUGGACGUGGACAUGGACAUGGACGUGGACGUGGAGGACUUGGACGUGGACAUGGACGUGGACGUGGACGUGGACGUGGACGUGGACAUGGACGUAUACGUGGACGUGGACGUGGACGUGGACAUGGACGUGGACGUGGACGUGGACGUGGACAUGGACAUGGACGUGGACGUGGACAUGGACGUGGACGUGGACGUGGACGUGGACGUGGACAUGGACGUGGACGUGGACGUGGACGUGGACGUGGACCUGGUCGUGGACGUGGACGUGGACGUGGACAUGGACGUGGACGUGGACAUGGAGGACUUGGACGUGGACAUGGAUGUGGAUGUGGACGUGGACGUGGACGUGGACGUGGACAUCGACGUGGACGUGGACGUGGACGUGGACAUGGUCGUGGACGUGGACGUGGUCGUGGACGUAGACGUGGACGUGGACGUGGACAUGGACGUCGACAUGGACGUGGAGGACUUGGACGUGGACAUGGACGUGGACGUGGACGUGGACGUGGACGUGGACGUGGACAUGCAUGUGGACGUGGACGUGGACGUGGACGUGGACAUGGACGUGGACGUGGACGUGGACAUGGACGUGGACAUGGACGUGGACGUGGACGUGGACGUGGACAUGGACGUGGACGUGGACAUGGACGUGGACAUGGACGUGGACGUGGACGUGGACGUGGACAUGGACGUGGACGUGGACGUGGACGUGGAUGUGGAGGUGGACAUGGACGUGGACGUGGACUUGGACGUGGACGUGGACAUGGACGGGGACGUGGACGGGGACGUGGACGUGGACGUGGACAUGGACGUGGACGUGGACGUGGACGUGGACAUGGACGUGGACGUGGACGUGGACAUGGACGUGGACAUGGACGUGGACAUGGACGUGGACGUGGACGUGGACAUGGACGUGGACGUGGACGUGGACGUGGACGUGGACGUGGACAUGGACGUGGACGUGGACAUGGACGUGGACGUGGACAUGGAUGUGGACGUGGACGUGGACGUGGACGUGGUCGUGGACGUGGACGUGGACCUGGACGUGGACGUGGACGUAGACAUGGACGUGGACGUGGACGUGGACGUGGACAUGGACGUGGACGUGGACGUGGACAUGGACGUAGACGUGGACGUGGACGUGAACGUGGACGUGGACGUGGACGUGGACGUGGAGGUGGAAGUGGAGGUGGACGUGGACGUGGACAUGGACGUGGACGUGGACGUGGACGUGGGCAUGGAGGUGGACGUGGACGUGGACGUGGACGUGGACGUGGACAUGGACAUGGACGUGGACGUGGACGUGGACGUGGACGUGGACGUGGACAUGGUCGUGGACGUGGACGUGGACGUGGACGUGGAGGUGGACGUGGUCGUGGACGUGGACGUGGACGUGGACAUGGACGUGGACAUGGACGUGGACGUGGACGUGGACGUGGACGUGGACAUGGACGUGGAUAUGGACGUGGACAUGGACAUGGACGUGGACAUGGACGUGGACGUGGACGUGGAGGUGGAGGUGGACGUGGACGUGGACAUGGACGUGGACGUGGACGUGGACGUGGACAUGGACGUGGACGUGGACGUGGACAUGGACGUGGACGUGGACGUAGACGUGGACGUGGACAUGGACGUGGACGUGGACGUGGACGUGGACGUGGACAUGGAGGUGGACGUGGACGUGGACGUGGACGUGGACAUGGACGUGGACGUGGACGUGGACAUGGACGUGGACAUGGACGUGGACGUGGACGUGGACAUGGACGUGGACGUGGCUGUGGACGUGGACAUGGACGUGGACAUGGACGUGGACGUGGACGUGGACAUGGACGUGGACGUGGACGUGGACGUGGAGGUGGACAUGGACGUGGACGUGGACUUGGACGUGGACGUGGACAUGGACGGGGACGUGGACGGGGACGUGGACGUGGACGUGGACAUGGACGUGGACGUGGACGUGGACAUGGACGUGGACGUGGACGUGGACAUGGACGUGGACAUGGACAUGGACAUGGACGUGGACAUGGACGUGGACAUGGACGUGGACGUGGACGUGGACGUGGACGUGGUCGUGGACAUGGACGUGGACGUGGACAUGGACGUGGACGUGGACGUGGACGUGGACAUGGACGUGGACGUGGACAUGGACGUGGACGUGGACGUGGACGUGGUCGUGGACGUGGACGUGGACCUGGACGUGGACGUGGACGUAGACAUGGACGUGGACGUGGACGUGGACGUGGACAUGGACGUGGACGUGGACGUGGACAUGGACGUAGACGUGGACGUGGACGUGAACGUGGACGUGGACGUGGACGUGGAGGUGGAAGUGGAGGUGGACGUGGACGUGGACAUGGACGAGGACGUGGACGUGGACGUGGACGUGGACAUGGAGGUGGACGUGGACGUGGACGUGGACGUGGACGUGGACGUGGACAUGGACAUGGACAUGGACGUGGACGUGGACGUGGACGUGGACGUGGACGUGGACAUGGUCGUGGACGUGGACGUGGACGUGGAGGUGGACGUGGUCGUGGACGUGGACGUGGACGUGGACAUGGACGUGGACAUGGACGUGGACGUGGACGUGGACGUGGACAUGGACGUGGACGUGGACAUGGACGUGGACGUGGACGUGGACGUGGACAUGGACGUGGACAUGGACGUGGACGUGGACGUGGAGGUGGAGGUGGACGUGGACGUGGACAUGGACGUGGACGUGGACGUGGACGUGGACAUGGACGUGGACGUGGACGUGGACAUGGACGUGGACGUGGACGUGGACGUGGACGUGGACAUGGUCGUGGAUGUGGACGUGGACGUGGACGUGGACGUGGUUGUGGACGUGGACAUGGACGUGGACGUGGACGUGGUCGUGGACAUGGACGUGGACGUGGACGUGGACGUGGACAUGGACGUAGACAUGGACGUCGACGUGAACGUGGACGUGGACAUGGACGUCGACGUGGAGGUGGACGUGGAGGUGGACGUGGACGUGGACAUGGACGUGGACGUGGACGUGGACGUGGACAUGGAGGUGGACGUGGACGUGGACGUGGACAUGGACGUGGACGUGGACGUGGACGUGGACGUGGACGUGGACAUGGACGUGGACGUGGACGUGGACGUGGACAUGGACGUGGACAUGGACGUGGACAUGGACGUGGACGUAGACGUGGACAUGGACGUGGACGUGGACGUGGACAUGGACGUGGACGUGGACGUGGACGUGGACAUGGUCGACUUGGACGUCCACAUGGAUGUGGACGUGGACGUGGACGUGGACGUGGACGUGGACAUGGACGUGGACAUGGACGUGGACGUGGACAUGGACGAGGACGUGGACGUGGACGUGGACAUGGACGUGGACAUGGACAUGGACGUGGACAUGGACGUGGACGUGGACAUGGACGUGAACGUGGACGUGGACGUGGACGUGGACGUGGAGGUGGACGUGGAGGUGGACGUGGACGUGGACGUGGACGUGGACAUGGAUAUGGACGUGGACGUGGACGUGGACCAUGGACGUGGACAUGGACGUAGACAUGGACGUAGACGUGGACGUGGACAUGGACGUGGACAUGGACGUGGACGUGGACAUGGACGUGGACGUGGAUAUGGACCAAGACGUGGAUGUGGACGUGGAUGUGGAUGUGGACAUGGACGUGGACAUGGACGUGGACGUGGACAUGGACGUGGACGUGGACGUGGACAUGGACGUGGACGUGGACAUGGCGUGGACGUGGACGUGAACGUGGACGUGGAUGUGGACGUGGACAUGGACAUGGACGUGGACGUGGACGUGGAUGUGGACGUGAACAUGGACAUGGACGUGGACAUGGACGUGGACGUGGACGUGGACGUGGACAUGGUCGUGGACGUGGACGUGGACGUGGACGUGGUCGUGGACGUGGACGUGGACGUGGACAUGGACGUGGACGUGGAGGACUUGGACGUGGACAUGGACGUGGACGUGGACGUGGACAUGGACGUGGACAAGGAUGUGGACAUGGACGUGGACGUGGACAUGGAUGUGGACGUGGACGUGGACGUGGACGUGGACAUGGUCGUGGACGUGGACGUGGACGUGGACGUGGACGUGGACGUGGACAUGGACAUGGACAUGGACGUGGACGUGGACGUGGACGUGGACGUGGACGUGGACAUGGUCGUGGACGUGGACGUGGACGUGGAGGUGGACGUGGUCGUGGACGUGGACGUGGACGUGGACAUGGACGUGGAGGUGGACGUGGACGUGGACAUGGACGUGGACGUGGACGUGGACGUGGACAUGGACGUGGACGUGGACGUGGACAUGGACGUGGACGUGGACGUGGACGUGGACGUGGACAUGGUCGUGGAUGUGGACGUGGACGUGGACGUGGACGUGGUUGUGGACGUGGACAUGGACGUGGACGUGGACGUGGUCGUGGACAUGGACGUGGACGUGGACGUGGACGUGGACAUGGACGUAGACAUGGACGUCGACGUGAACGUGGACGUGGACAUGGACGUCGACGUGGAGGUGGACGUGGAGGUGGACGUGGACGUGGACAUGGACGUGGACGUGGACGUGGACGUGGACAUGGAGGUGGACGUGGACGUGGACGUGGACAUGGACGUGGACGUGGACGUGGACGGUGGACGUGGACACGUGGACAUGGACGUGGACGUGGACGUGGACAUGGACGUGGACGUGGACGUGGACGUGGACAUGGUCGACUUGGACGUCCACAUGGAUGUGGACGUGGACGUGGACGUGGACGUGGACAUGGACGUGGACAUGGACGUGGACGUGGACAUGGACGAGGACGUGGACGUGGACGUGGACAUGGACGUGGACAUGGACAUGGACGUGGACAUGGACGUGGACGUGGACAUGGACGUGAACGUGGACGUGGACGUGGACGUGGACGUGGAGGUGGACGUGGAGGUGGACGUGGACGUGGACGUGGACGUGGACAUGGAUAUGGACGUGGACGUGGACGUGGACAUGGACGUGGACAUGGACGUAGACAUGGACGUAGACGUGGACGUGGACAUGGACGUGGACAUGGACGUGGACGUGGACAUGGACGUGGACGUGGAUAUGGACCAAGACGUGGAUGUGGACGUGGAUGUGGAUGUGGACAUGGACGUGGACAUGGACGUGGACGUGGACAUGGACGUGGACGUGGACGUGGACAUGGACGUGGACGUGGACAUGGCGUGGACGUGGACGUGA
This is a messenger RNA of Closterium sp. NIES-65, 9588 nucleotides long. The record is from the annotation of a GenBank genome assembly. Lineage: Eukaryota; Viridiplantae; Streptophyta; Zygnematophyceae; Desmidiales; Closteriaceae.